This is a messenger RNA of Aspergillus glaucus CBS 516.65, 1210 nucleotides long. RefSeq lists its product as uncharacterized. NCBI's taxonomy places the organism in Eukaryota, Fungi, Ascomycota, Eurotiomycetes, Eurotiales, Aspergillaceae. The record is from RefSeq and is a predicted model, not a curated record. The transcript has a single exon. Bases 63 to 977 code for a protein of 304 amino acids.
CAGAAAUCAAUCGCUUCAAACUGUCCAUUCGUUGAACGAAAAAAGAAAAAAUUACGAGCAAAAUGCACUUCCUUUCUACCCUUGCCAGCCUGCUCCUCAUCGGGGUCACCACCACGGCGGCCCAAGACCAAUGCUCGACCUCCGUUGGCUCCAGCGAUAACACCAUCGUGCAGUUCGCCUGGUACCUCCAGGUCUUCAUCGAGCGCUUCUACUCCUCGGUCCAAAUCGACCAGAGCUUCAUCUCCAGCCUCCCCGGCGGCUCCCCCUCCAGCUACUCCAACCUCCAAGGCCUGCAGCAGCAGAACCGCCUGGGCCUUUCCGCCGUCCAACAGGUCGGCUCCAAAGUCCCCGGCUUCGAGACCCCAGGCUGUGAAUUCACUUUCCCCCGCGUCUCCAGUGGCAUUUCGUACAUCCAGAACGCCGCGAAGCUCGAAGCCGAUGUCGCGGGUGCCUUAAUCGGCCUGACGGCCUACACCCAGAAGCCCGAGCUGGCCUUCCUCUUCUCCCGUCUCGGGAGUGAGCACAGCGCCCACGCUGCGUGGCUGGGCGGCUACACUGGCUCCAACUCCACCGUCUUCCCGGGCAACAGCACCUCCCUGGUCCCCGCGUACACCCCCGACCACGUCCUCAAGUCCGGUAACCGCCCCGGGCAGCUGGGCCAGUACAUCCACGCAUGUGCGAGCGCUCCUUCUGGUCCCGGUGGUCAGGCAGUCGUUAUCGGUAACUUGGGCGCGACGCUAGUUGCGCCGUCUGCUAGUAGCUCUCUCGUUGCUGCUACUUCGAGCGCGAAGCCCAGCGGUCCUUUCGCUAGCGGUGUCUUCAGUGGCUCGCUUGCCACGCCUGCUUCUAGUACUUCUGUUCCUGGCUUCACCUCUUCCAGCGGUGCUGCUGCUUUGUCUAGCGGUGGUGGUGUCGGUGGUGCCGGUGGUUCGUCGAGCACCCCGGCUUCUAGCUCUGCUAGCCCUUCGAGCUCCUAAGCGUACUCUAUGGAUCAUGGCAAGCCUACGCGCUGUUGUCAAGCAUCCAGUUUGCAGCGCAUGCUCACAUUGAAAACUCUGUUUCUCGAUGGACAUGGAUCUGAAUGAGGACAUGUAUACUUGAUGAUAAUAUGUAAUUUGCUACUAUCCAUUAAUAAUACUAGUUUAAUGAAUGGUUUUUAUUGUGUUCUUGAUUGUAAAUUGUGGUGGUAGCUAUAAGCUUAACGUUCAAU